CUGCCUGCCUCGCGGCUAGAUGAUCUCAGAAUUUGGCGCUGCUUUUUAUUUUGGCAGCUUUUUAGAGUCAAAUUCUAGAUCUUCUGAUACACUCUAUAAGAAAUCAGAAAAGAAAAUAUAGCCUUUUGAUCACGAUGUGUCCCUCGGUCAUCCGUCACACUCCCUUGGAGGAUGACCUAUUUUUGAUUACUCCCCAGAACAUGCCACGAUUUCUGACGGAUGUGCACAACGUCAUCUCGCUUGAUCGCCCAUGUCUCUCAAUGAGCAUGCGCAGAAAAACCGUUAAAAAAACUCCACGAGAAGUCGAGGAGGUCGCGACGGGUCUGGGUCCGCAAAACAGAGAACGGCGUUCUUCCUCGUGUCUUCCAAACAGCUCAGAGCCGAUGGCCCAGGUAACCCAUGUGCUCACUGUGCUCGUCGUGGAUCACGAGAACGUUGGGUUCUGUCCUGUCCUCUGUUCUCGGCUUCCUGCAAAUGCAGACCCUUGGAUUGGCCAUUUUGAGGCCAAGACAUUGUUCACGACGUCUUCGCCGGGCUUCGACAUGUGCGAUCUUCCGUUGUGUUGGCUUAGAGUCUUGGGCUGGUUCUUCGAUCAAUUUUCUGGUCAAAGCCCACCUGCUUCGGGUAAAAAUGUCUCAGAGGCCGACACUGGCGAAGUCGGAGAAGGUGAC
This is a messenger RNA of Mycena citricolor, 671 nucleotides long. Lineage: Eukaryota; Fungi; Basidiomycota; Agaricomycetes; Agaricales; Mycenaceae. The record is from the annotation of a GenBank genome assembly.